Messenger RNA from Paramacrobiotus metropolitanus, 1204 nucleotides. RefSeq names its product melanopsin-B-like. Gene Ontology annotation, cellular component: membrane. Lineage: Eukaryota; Metazoa; Tardigrada; Eutardigrada; Parachela; Macrobiotidae. The transcript is spliced from 5 exons. The record is from RefSeq and is a predicted model, not a curated record. Bases 1 to 1152 code for a protein of 383 amino acids. Gene Ontology annotation, molecular function: G protein-coupled receptor activity. Gene Ontology annotation, biological process: G protein-coupled receptor signaling pathway.
AUGACGGUGUCCAUGAAGGAGAACGCGUCGCAUUUUAUCACCAUCGGGAUACUGACCAUCCCGACGAGUAUCAUCGGGACGAUGGGGAGUCUGUUGACGUUGUAUUUACUCAGCCGACUGAGUCGGCAGAAUUUCGCGACAAACGCCCUGAUUAUCAAUCUGUGUGUGGCCACCUUCCUGCUGUGCGGCACCAGCUCGUUUUAUGACGCCUUCACCAUGAUCACCGGCCAGGAGGGACCGUCGCGGAUAUGCUGUGUGGUGUUUGCUUUUCUACACUUUUUGUGGUUAAGCGUUUCCGCCCACUCCCAUGCGGCGAUCGCCAUCCACCGGCUAAUUGCGGUCCUAUCCAGCGACUGCACCAUGUGUCUGCUGCACACCAAGAGUGUCGCCACGUCGCUGGUCAUCUACACGUGGCUGGUGCCGUUUUUAGUGCUGGUCUUUCCGCUAGUGCCGGUCAGCGGCGAAUACGGCUUCUCACAGGUGGCAUCACGCUGCAGCAUCAUGUCCGUCAAAUCCCCCGAAUAUACGUACGUUCUAAAGCUGAUGAACUCCUUCGUGCCGCUGGCCGUUAUGACCGUCUGCUACCUGAUCAUCUGCGCCGUGGUUAUUCGCUCCAAAACGAAAUUCAACCUGGAUGAUCAGGCAAUCCGCGGGCAGGGCGCUCGCGGGAUCCGUCUGAUGCGGCUGAAGGCCGAGUUCCGGGUGACACGGAUUGCCUUCAUUACCUGCGCCUGGUUCAUUAUCUGCUACAUUCCCAGUGCCAUACAUGGACUCAUCGCCACCAAAGUGUCAGAAAUGCAGUCCGCAUUUGCACAGUUUCUCAUCCUAAUGACCUGGAUCGGUUGUGCAACGACACCUAUUGUGUACACGUUGCUCAGCACGGAGAUGCGGCAAGUGGCGCACAGUGAAUGGAAGAAUCUGCGGGAUAAAAUAAAUCAUCAUGCUCACAGGAAUUCCAUCCAUAUUCUUGUCGACGGGCCGAGCAAACCAUCGGCUGUGUUUAUCAUUGGGAAUGUGCCGCCAAGGAAAGGUCACAGCUGUAGCGGACUCUGCCACAAAUCACGUGGUGGUGUACAUUUGUCGCCGAUCAAUCACGCACUGGUGAAGAGUAACUCACCGACGACGCAGAAUCACAAUCUGUCGAUGGCGUAAACUGUUUUAUUAAGCUUAAUUAAAAGUGUUUACUAUGACUACAAGUUCAGUA